Messenger RNA from Exophiala oligosperma, 2516 nucleotides. RefSeq lists its product as uncharacterized. The coding region runs from base 43 to 2217 and encodes 724 amino acids. Gene Ontology annotation, biological process: regulation of DNA-templated transcription; DNA-templated transcription. The record is from RefSeq and is a predicted model, not a curated record. Lineage: Eukaryota; Fungi; Ascomycota; Eurotiomycetes; Chaetothyriales; Herpotrichiellaceae. Gene Ontology annotation, molecular function: DNA-binding transcription factor activity, RNA polymerase II-specific; zinc ion binding; DNA binding. The transcript has 2 exons.
CGUCAUAACACGCGGUCUGCUUGGAAAUGAUGAGCAGUCACAAUGCCUGGUCAGUCAAUGCCUGGUCAGUCAAUGAAUAGGCAGGAGCCACCGGCCGAGAAAGUCCGCCAACGCAUCUCGUUAGCCUGUAAAUCAUGCAGAAGCAAACGGGUUCGUUGUGAUGGAGCACAACCGAUUUGCCAGUCCUGCUCACAGAAAGGGUUUGUGUGUGAGUAUCCAUUCCGUGAAGACCGCCGCAAACCGCCUAGUCGUCGCUACACCGAGGCUCUCCUGGCCCGAAUCAGAUCUUUGGAGGACCAACUACAACGUCAAACACAAUCUUCAGACUCGACGACGUCUGCGGUCACAGGUGAAUUACGAGACGAAAUUGUCAUCGAGACCGACGAUUAUCCUUCCGAAUCAGAGGGGGAGAAUGCCGGCGAAUUUUCAGGACGAGAUCCUGUUGAUGACAUUGCCGAAAUGGUCGGCCGACUGAACGUAGGUGAAGACGGACAACUUCGAUAUUUUGGCUCAUUGAGCAAUUUCCAUCUUCUUCGUGGACUGAUGCGCCACGAAACCUCAUCUUCCAACGAAGAAGUGCGACUUCGAGCAUCAAAUAUGCUUCAAAAGUUAAAUAUCCCCUUUGAGAUUCCGCUUGAACUUCAAGCAGAGCUUCUCGGCCUGUAUUGGACUUGGCAGAACACCUGGCAAUACGUUGUACAUAAAGACGCCUUUCUACAGGAGUACAAUCGAGGGCAAAUGGGACGUUACUGCACCCCACUCCUCAUUUCCGCAAUUUUCUCACUCGCAGCUCGCUAUUCGGAUCGUCCGGAACUACGAAGUGGUUCCCAAGAUCCUAAUACUGCCGGAGAUGUCCUGGCAGAGCAGGCAAAGUUGAUGCUAUUCCAUGAAGUAGAAGCCCCUACGACCAGCACGGUUCAAGCUGCGACCUUGAUCGCCUUGAGAGAAUUUGCCGUGAACAAAGAGGCAUCUGCGUGGGUUCAUAUAGGGAUGGCAACCCGCAUGGCAUACAACCUUGGCCUCAAUCUCGACUGUCGCCACUGGGUUCGCCUCAAACAGAUCUCCGAGCUAGAGGAAGAAGUCCGGAAGGUUGCCUGGUGGGGAUGCUACCUCGUGGACAAGUUGACCAAUAUUGGUCUUGGUCGACCCAGUGCUAUUCAAGCACAUGAUAUUAGCAUACCAAAGCCUUCUCUCAUUCCCGAAAUCGAAUUCCAACCUUGGUGUGCUUCAGACCGCGGCCCGAGUAUGGACCUCCCCCAAUCGCGGAUGGUGUCGAAUAGCCAUUAUGCAUGUGAAUUGUUCAGCAUUGUUUCUUACCCCCUGGAUAUCUUAUAUGCCCCAAAUAGUCAGCUCUCUCAUCAUCAAAAGGAAACUCUCGUCUCUAGCACCGAUAUAUCUUUGACGAACUUCCACAACACCCUCCCCAGCUUCCUUCGCAUUCCAAACUCCUCAAAUACCCCAGCUCUCCCGCAUGUAUACCAACUCCAUUUACAGUACCACGUUACCGAGAUUCUUCUCCACCGGCCUUUCAUCAAGCCACGAAAAACCGGUGCCAGCCCACUUGCGGCUAUUGACGACUCAACAGGGCGAUCCCAUCUCGAUAUCUGUCGAGCUUCCGCAGUCACCAUCUCUGGCAUCCUUCGGGCCUACAGGAUACAUUAUUCUCUGCGAUGUAUCGUGAUCUCGACUGUCCAUUGUACAUUUACAGCCUCAAUCAUCCAUCUCUACGACACUACAAGUCUAGAUCCGGGAAUUCGAAGCACUGCCAAACGCCACCUUCAAAUAUGUAUUCAAAGCUUACUGGAAAUGAAUGUCCUCUGGGCCUGGAGUUCACGGGCACUCAUAGCGCUACAACUACUGGCCAGGGAAUGGCUCAUGCAAAUGAACUUGACGGAAUUGUCGCACCCAGAGUUUUGGACUGUCUUGCGCAGCCUCGACCAAGCUAUAAAAACCAUCUCUCCAAUCACCCCCACAACUAAUUUGGAUUUGGAGGGUGCACCAUCGACGGGCUCCUUCGAAGGUUCUUCGAUCCUAAAUUCAACUCAGCUUGACCGUUUGACGGAAGAUUUUGUCGCUCUCGACGGGGGACUUGAGUCUCUGACAGCCGAGGGGUUCAGUGACCAGAUCUUCUUGAAUUCUACUCUCGGUUUCGGUCACCUACCCGAUUUUUCGUUUGAAGACCCUACGUUGGACUGGCAUCGGGACGCGACCUUUUAAUAUUUCAUUAAUGGAACAUGCGACCCGGUCCACCUGGGUUUAUCUACCUAACCAGGAUUCAGAACGGCAGCCCCGUUUUGACAAUUAGAGAGAUCAAGUGCUACCAAGCCCACCAUUAGACAUUGGAGAUAUUUCAUUGAUGGCACUAUGUAAGCUCGGAUUUCGAAGGGUUCUUGACACCAAUCAUCAUCGAGUGUGAAGAUAGUGCAUUGAGAUAUAUUUGGAGGAGACUUGGGAAUACGUUGCCACUGUCUUUGUUUACUCUUUGCCUCCAUCGGCCCUAUCUGAAUCUUCUGCCG